Arachis ipaensis is the source of this 1144-nucleotide messenger RNA. The record is from RefSeq and is a predicted model, not a curated record. Lineage: Eukaryota; Viridiplantae; Streptophyta; Magnoliopsida; Fabales; Fabaceae.
ACAUUGCGGUAAAAAAUAUAGUUACCAGGAAGUUUUUAUAUCAUCUUUUGAAGAAGCAUUGCAAAUAGCAGGAAAAAAUUGUAUUGCUGAUCUGUAUCCUUCAAUUAGAGUAGUGCUUGAAAUGAUGAGUAGAGACAAGUCUAAGCUUGAAGAACUGUAUAUAAAGACUGAUAAGGUAUUACAAGACAUCAUAGAUGAUCAUAGAAAUAGAAAAGGUGGCAAAUGUAAAGAAGAAGAAGGCAGUGAAGAUUUAGUUGAUGUUCUUCUCAAGUUUCAACAAAAAGAUUCUGAAUAUCCCUUAACUGAUGAUAACAUUAAAGCAGUUAUCCAGGACAUAUUUAUUGGUGGUGGAGAAACAUCCUCAGCAGUUGUGGAAUGGGCAAUGGCUGAAAUGAUAAAGAAACCAAAAGUGAUGGAAGCUGCACAAGCUGAAGUUAGAAGAGUUUAUGGUAGCAAAGGGUAUGUGGAUGAAUCACAAUUGCACCAAUUGACAUACCUUAAGUCUAUCAUCAAAGAAACCUUAAGGUUACAUCCAUCUGUGCCGUUGUUAGUUCCAAGAGAGAACAAAGUACCAUGCCAAAUCAAAGGGUACCAAAUUCCAGUCAAUUCUAGAAUUGUUAUCAAUGUUUGGGCAAUUGGAAGAGAUCCAAGGUAUUGGGUUGAUGCCAUGGAAUUUAAGCCUGAGAGGUUUGUUAAUAAUUAUUCAAUUGAUAAUAGAGGCACAAACUUUGAGUUUAUUCCAUUUGGUGGUGGAAGAAGAAUGUGUCCCGGGAUUGCAUUUGCUACACCAAACAUGGAGUUGCCACUUGCUCAACUUCUUUACCAUUUUGAUUGGAAGCUUCCCAAUGGAAUCAAGAAUGAGGAACUUGAUAUGACCGAGUUGUUUAAGAUCACUAUAAGAAGAAAAAAUGAUCUCUGCUUAAUUCCCAUUAUUGUCAAGGAUAUGCAUAAAGAUAACAAUGUAAUCAGCAUUUAGGAUUAUUAGUUACAUAUAGUUAGCCUUGGUGGUCUGGUUAGGUAAUUCUAUUAGUAAUUCUGUUUGGUUCUGUUUUCAUUCUAAGAUUGUGAGUAACCUAUGUAAGCUCUUUAUAAGGUUAAACUUUGCUAUGGUCAAUAACACAAUUUCCAUUUUCUUCUUUACUAA